This is a messenger RNA of Paramecium octaurelia, 628 nucleotides long. The record is from the annotation of a GenBank genome assembly. NCBI's taxonomy places the organism in Eukaryota, Ciliophora, Oligohymenophorea, Peniculida, Parameciidae.
AUGCAAGAAAUGCCAUUGACUCAUCAUAAGAUAUAGUUGGACAGGGAUGUCGAAUCAAUAAAGGAUUGCCAAAUUUGUGAAUAUAAUAAUAUAAUAAAUGAAGAAAUAGAGGAAAUAUAUUUUAAAUCUUUUAUUAAAAAUAUAUUUUAAAAAACCAAAAAUAUUAUGACUGACUUGAAAGAGAAGAAAGUAGAAGAUGAACAAUAAACUAAAAAAAUUAGAAUGAUUGUUACAUCUAGAAGUGCUUAAGAUUUGGAAAAUUUCACUAAUUAAGUUAUUGAAAAGACCAGAGGACUUCAAGUAAUGAUUACAUUUCAACAUUAAGAGAGAUUAAGGUGCACAAGUUGUAUUCAAAGGACCAGUUAGAAUGCCAACAAAGCAUCUUAAAAUGACUGUCAGAAAGAGUCCUUGCGGUGAAGGUUCAAAGACUUGGGAUAGAUUUGAAAUGAGAGUAAUACAAUUAAUUAAGAAUUAGAUUCACAAAAGAGUAAUUGAUUUCUAAUGCACUCUACCAGCUUUCAAAGAUAUUACAAACUUCAAGAUUGGUCCAGGAAUUAAUGUCGAAUUAAACGUAGAAUAAUAAUGAUUAGUGAUAAUAUUAAAUAAUACAUUAAAUCUAAAUACAUUA